Protopterus annectens (West African lungfish) is the source of this 1209-nucleotide messenger RNA. RefSeq names its product myo-inositol oxygenase (gene MIOX). Lineage: Eukaryota; Metazoa; Chordata; Ceratodontiformes; Protopteridae. Gene Ontology annotation, cellular component: cytoplasm. The transcript is spliced from 10 exons. Gene Ontology annotation, biological process: inositol catabolic process. The record is from RefSeq and is a predicted model, not a curated record. Bases 1 to 870 code for a protein of 289 amino acids. Gene Ontology annotation, molecular function: iron ion binding; inositol oxygenase activity.
AUGAGGCUAGUGAAGCAGGCAUUGAAGGAAUUUGACCCAUCUCAGAUCUAUCGUCCUGAGCUGGACAGGACAGAGGACAUGAAGACAGCUGGCUUAAGGAACUACCAGAGUGGAGCUCUGCUAGAUCGAGUUUAUAAAACUUACCAAGAGAUGCACACAAACCAGACAGUGGAGUUUGUCAGAAAGAAGCUUGCCAAGUGGGAAUAUUGUAACCAUGGAGAGAUGACAAUUAUGGAAAUCUUGAAUGCCCUGGAUGAUUUGAUAGAUGAGUCUGAUCCAGAUGUGGAUUUUCCAAAUUCCUUCCAUGCCUACCAAACCGCUGAAGGAAUUCGUCAGCAACACCCUGAUAAAGAUUGGUUCCAUUUGGUUGGUUUACUGCAUGACAUUGGAAAAAUAUUAAGUCUCUGGGGAGAGCCACAGUGGAGUGUUGUGGGAGAUACUUUCCCUGUGGGCUGUAAAUUUCAAAAAUCAAUUGUCUUCCGAGAGUCUACCUUCACAGACAAUCCUGAUGAAACUGACCCUGUUUACAGCUCUCACUAUGGGAUAUACGAACCUAACUGUGGACUAGACAACUUGCUCAUGUCAUGGGGACAUGAUGAAUACUUAUACAGAGUGCUGAAGGCCAACAACUGUACCCUUCCAGAAGUGGGUUUGUACAUGAUCCGAUUCCACUCCUUCUACCCUUGGCACACUGGUGGAGACUACAUGCACCUCUGCAGCAAGAAGGACCAUGAGAUGCUACCCUGGGUUCGAGAAUUUAAUCGGUUUGAUUUGUACACCAAGACAGAAGACCUUCCCAGUGUGGAAGAACUGAAGCCCUAUUACCAGUCCCUUAUUGACAAAUAUUGCCCGGGGAAGCUGCGCUGGUAAUGGUGAAAAGAAAGAAGGUCAUCUUUACUGGACAGUAAAUGUAGACAUUAAAGCAAAAUGAAAUACAAAAUCUUACAUUCUAAGAAGAUAACUGGAAAGAAAGCAUUACAAUGUUUCUUAGAGAUCACAUCCAGAGUUUAAGUCAUGAAUUAAAGAGCAUUCCAGGAGUAAUAUUUUAGAUGUCUGUCACACUUUACAGUACCUUUUUCAUUGUUACAGAUUCAGUACAACAGAAGUUAUUUCACCAGCAUCAAGAUGGUUAUAUAUUCAACAGCAGCUUUUUUUUUUUUCAUUUUUUACAAAUUUUGGCCUGAUCUCACUAAGAAUGUAAAUAAUUGA